Messenger RNA from Anguilla rostrata (American eel), 2715 nucleotides. Its product is annotated as dual specificity protein phosphatase family protein. Gene Ontology annotation, cellular component: cytoplasm. The transcript has 3 exons. Gene Ontology annotation, biological process: negative regulation of MAPK cascade; protein dephosphorylation. Gene Ontology annotation, molecular function: protein tyrosine/serine/threonine phosphatase activity; MAP kinase phosphatase activity. The record is from RefSeq and is a predicted model, not a curated record. The coding region runs from base 465 to 1022 and encodes 185 amino acids. NCBI's taxonomy places the organism in Eukaryota, Metazoa, Chordata, Actinopteri, Anguilliformes, Anguillidae.
GCGUUUGUCCGACUUAUUAUAGGCAAAGGCUAGUGACGAGGAUGAUUGCGUAAUUAAUGCAGGGAUACACGUAGACCUUAUAAUUAUGCGUAAAUUGUUGACGUUACAUUUUUUAUGUUAGAAAGGGGAAAGUAACGGUAUCCCAUGUUUUAUUUUGUAAACAAGGAUUGUUGCUAUGUGCAGAACAAUAUAACGUUUAAUUUCCUCUAGCGAUUUAAUUUCAAGAAUUCUGUGUCGGGGAAUUCUCGGCUCGUACAAGUUUCCGACGACAAGUUUUCCGUCAGGCUGCUGAAAGAGACGGAGUAGGGUAGCCUACAGCCGGCCUCCGUGCUAAAUUAGGCGGCCGGAAAGUGGCAUUAAAUAAACACCUGUUCGGAUGAAUCAUAGCGAGCGACGGAGAAGAAGAAAGAGCGACGCCAACAGAACAACGUUGCUCAUCGAUUCUGUCGUAAUCAGAAAUCGAGAUGACAGCCCCGGAAGACAACCAACACGACUGCCUCGCGAUCAAAGAGCUGGAAAAUAUAUUGGAUACGUGCAAGUUAGAUCUGACAACGGUCGAUGAGGUGUGGUCAAAUCUUUAUAUUGGAAACGUGGCAAUAGCCCAGAACAGGACGGCGUUGCAGAGACUAGGCAUCACCCACGUACUGAAUGCCGCUCAUUCCAAGCAGGGCAGCAUCGGGGACCAGGAAUUCUAUGGAAAUUCUUUUGUGUAUUACGGCAUUCCUGCCGAGGAUUCCUCUCAGUUUGACCUGAGCCUUUAUUUCAAACCCGCGGCUGACUUUAUCCACAAAGCACUGAAGAAGAAAGACUGUAAGGUGCUGGUGCACUGCAUCAUGGGCAUGAGUCGGUCCGCCACCCUGGUGCUGGCCUACCUCAUGUUGCAUCACCGCCUGAGUCUCCGCAGCGCCAUUCAAAAGGUCGUCCAGAAAAGAGCCGUUUACCCCAACAGGAACUUCCUGGCUUUGCUCCUGGACUUGGACAGGAACUUAAAAAGGAAAAGGAGGCUGUGUCCUCUUCUGUGACUGGAGCCUUUCCUUCAAUUCACAAAUAAAGGCUACAGAAUCACACAUAUGCCUACUGUACAUACAAUACAGUACCUGUGUGAAUGGCAUUAAAAAACAAUACCUACUGUGUUAUCAAGUUGUUUUGUAUUAACCUUUGUAGUAACCUUUCAGACAGGUCCUGUUUUUAGUCACAAGGGGUUAUUUUAGUCAAGAAAUAAUGUUUCAGCCUGUUUAAAUAUCACAGAUAAUGUAAAACCUGAGUCAAAUAAUGUGUAAUUUUGAUAUUUAUCAUAAGGCGCACAAAGCCAGUCUAUAGAAAUUUGUCUGCUUGAUAUUGGAACAUGACCUGGGGGUUUAUUAUCCUUGGUAAUUUCUUGGCAAACCAGUAGACAUUUCCUACAAAUGUUGUUGUUGGCAAUUAUUAUUAUUAUUCAUAUUUAUGUAGGAGCACUUAUGUAUUUGGAAUUGAGAAAUGUACUUUGUAUUUUCAACUGUAUAUUUCAAUGAAGUUGAAUAUGUUGAUUAGUUUGUAUUUCUAAAGUGUAUUUGUAUAGUGCAUUUUUAAUGUAUAUAUUUUUUAAACCAUGUAUAUUAACAACACUUGCAAAAGAAGGAACCUCAGACCAAGUCAGUGCAUCACAUUUACUGAUCGCAGUUCCAUUUGGAAAUUAAUAUUUCUGCCUAAUAUUAUGGCCCAGUAAACACAGGCACUCACGAGAGCUUCUGUAUGUACAAUUAUGAACAUGCUUUCUCACAUGACAUGGGAAUAGAAAUAAAAAAUAAGGCCACAGCAAUUGUUACAAAACACAAGGGGGGGGGGGGGGGUGUGGAAAUUGAGCACAGAUAAUAUUGCAGUUAUUUAAAUGGAGAAAUCAGGUUUCUGGGGUAUAAAUAUUUAAUUUACUGAAAAUUUAAUGUGCAUGUCCUCCGGCUCCCCGUUGCUUAAUAUAACCUUGAUGGAAUGUAGGCACGUUGGAAUUGGGACCCGCAUAUUAAAAUAGAAAAGGGCCUUGAGCUGAUUGCACUGUGAUGCAUUUGCUCUCUGCUAAGAUCACAUACUCUUAUAUACCCAGCUGGUUGUUGCUGCUACAGGGAAUCAAAGACCCCCUGAUGUCAAUAAGCAGUUACCGUAGAGUAUUUUUGUUCACAUAACGGUUGUGUGGCAGUUGUGUUGGUGUACUAACAAUACACCUUUUUUUUUUUUUAAUUUGAGAACUAGCGGCAGUCAUGCGUGAGUUCAUGGUAAUGCGCAUUGUAAAAUUCAUUUUUGUAUUACCAUAAUUUAGUCGAGUGUCUGAAAUAAAAUUUGACAAAAAAAAACAUGUAAUGGGCUCUGGUCAAUUAUACUUGUGGAAAGGCAUAUCCUUUGUCAUUGUGCUAAAUGCCUAAUUCAAAAGAAUUGUUUAAUUUAUUCAAAUUGCUUGAACAAGUUCCAAUCAUUUUUAAUCCAAUUUUAGCAUGUUUUUAAAUUGCUGGCUUUUUGAGUUAACUCUUACUUAAGUAACUCAUGUCUUGGAUUAUUUCUUAAAAGGCGAGCAAUGUGGUAUUUGUUUAAUAGCUCUAAAAUGUCAAAGAUCUGGCUUUGUUUAGAAUGAAAGAAAUACAGAGAAGCACAUGUAUAUAUAUACAGUAUGUGCGUGCGUACCACAUACACAUAUAUAUAUAACACACUCACACACACCCACACAGAUGUAUAAAUCGUACAAAUACA